This is a messenger RNA of Pseudonaja textilis, 1128 nucleotides long. NCBI's taxonomy places the organism in Eukaryota, Metazoa, Chordata, Lepidosauria, Squamata, Elapidae. The record is from RefSeq and is a predicted model, not a curated record.
CUGACUCUGUUUUGCUUUUCAUGCAGAAAUGCCAGGUUUUGUGCUGUGAGACGUGUCUGGAAAUGGCUGGAAGCAUCCGAGGGCCUGAACGGAGGAUCGUCCUGGUGGGCGGAACCAGAAAUGGGAAAAGUGUGACGGGAGACACAAUCCUGGGAAGGAAAGUCUUUCAGCUUCAGAAGCCAUUUUGGUCAGUAACAGAAGCAUGCCAAAAGGAGGAGGCGCAGCUGAAGGGCAGGAAGGUUGUGGUAGUUGAUAUGCCUGGCUUUUUCCAUUACUAUCAUCCAGACAAGGCUACUGCUGCAGAAGUGAGAAGGUGUGUCAAGUUUUGUUCCCUGGGUCCCCAUGUCAUUCUGCACGUGAUGGAUCCUUCUGGUUCCUUCCAGGAGAUGUACGUGGCUCAGCAGAUUGAAGAGAAUUUUGGCCUUAAAGCCAAGGAUUACAUGAUCAUAUUGUUCCCCUUCAAAGAUAGCCUGGAAGGUCAAUCUAUAGAAAAUUUUAUAUCUUCCCGAAAUAAAAAAGCAAAGAAAUAUAUUGCUGAACGUGGGAACCGGUGCCUGGCUUUCAACAAGGCCGAAGGAGAGGAACGAGAGGCUCAGGUGGCCGAACUGAUGGCCAUGAUUGAUGCUGUGGUGGAAAUGAACAGAUGUGCUCCUUGUUACACAGAAGACAUGAACGUCAAGAAAAGAUACAACUUCUGAUUGUUUCCCUUUCCAUCACAGACCGGCAAGUCUCCCAAAUUCAGCCUCUUCUGCUCCCAAAGUGGCAACUCGGCCAAAGGCCACUCUCAAGCUUCCAAAGGCAUUUUUGCCAUUGCAACUAUUAUCGCUUCUCCGCUUGCCAACGAAUUAUGUGGGGGAGGGAAGGGGGAGACAGAACUUGAGUUUCAGACAUCAAGAUGCCAGCUGUGAGAACCAAGGACACUUCAGCAGGUGUUUCCCAGACUAUCUCACAACAAUAGCAGGAGACUCCAUUGGACAACGGGACCUGGUCCAAUAGGUGGAGGGAGAACCUGAAUUCCAACUAUGUGGCUCUGGGUGGGAAUUAGCUAGAUCUGGUUUUGCCCUCAUCUUUGCCGAUACGAUGUACUCAAUAAAGUUUUGUGCUAAGAGAUGAGAUCGUCUCAACCGU